Molecule: messenger RNA, 726 nt
Organism: Pocillopora verrucosa
Lineage: Eukaryota; Metazoa; Cnidaria; Anthozoa; Scleractinia; Pocilloporidae
Source: RefSeq, a predicted model, not a curated record
AUGAAAAUGCAGGGUUUUGUACUAAGUGGAAAUGAUUGCAAUUGGGAUUACUGUAAAUCGGAAUGUGAAAGUAACGAUUGUAACCAAAAUUGCACGGCUAACGCGUGUAAACUGAACUGCAGCGGGAGCAAUUGUAAAACACAAAAGUGCGAAGGUAACGGAAAUGCAUGUGAAAUGAAUCUAGAAUGUAACAGUAAGGACUGUGACCAAACCUGCGAGGCUAAAGAAUGUAAACUGAACUGUAGUGGGAGCAAUUGUAAAACACAGAAUUGUCUAGGUGAAGGAAAUGUAUGUGAAAUGGAUCUAGAGUGUAACAACCAGUAUUGUGAACAAAUCUGCAAGGCUAAAGAAUGUUAUCUGAACUGCAGCGGGAAAAACUGUAAAAUACAAAAGUGCCAAGGUGGAGGAAAUGUAUGUGAAAUGCAUCUAGAAUGUAACAACCAGGAUUGUGAACAAAUCUGCGAUGCCGAAGUAUGUAACCUGACCUGCUGCGGGAGAAAAUGUAAAUCACAAAGUUGCACAGACAAAGUAGAGGUGUGCAAUACGCAUUUUAACGCUAACGAUUGUAGACAGAUGUGUGACGGUCACUCCAUCACUUCAGAUUCACACACGUCGAAUAUCGUUACAUCUAUUGGGACUUCAACAAUUCGAGUAUUCGCAACUAAAAUUUCAACAGGACAUGGAACAGAAGCUUACAGUGAGUACAAUAACGCUUUGAAUACUUAA